AGAUUAUUUUUGGCUCCGCAGCCGGGGCUGCUCGCUGCUUGUCGCGCGCUCACACACACACAGACACACACGCACACACACACAUGCACACAUUUUCUCGCGCUCUCUCCGGCUCUCCUUUGUUUAUUUUCUAAUCUAUAUUUUUACUGGAAGAUUUCCUCUUUAUUCUCUCCCGCCCUCCUACAAGCGCUCUUGCUGGCCGUCUGGGUGCACACACCGCUCCCUCGAUCACCCCAGCCCCCUUCCUGGUCUCCCGAGCGCGGGGUUUGAAGGUCACCUCCUUUCCAGUCCCCGUGCGAGCCGCGCUGCCGCCGCCUCCUCCAGCCAGAGUCGGUGGGACUGGCUGCGCUGCCCUGAAGUGGUUCUCCAAGCAGCGCGGAGGGUGGCGGACGGCGGACGGAGCCCAGGGGCCGCGUCGGGUGGGGAAACCCGAACUCGCGGAGGGGAAUCCCUCCCCCUCCGCCCCAGCCCCCCAGCAGCACCCGCGGUGGGGCGGGGGCGCUCUGCCAGCCCCGGGAACAGCAGAGGCGGCGGCACUGGCUGGACCCACGCGCGCGCCUCCGGGGCUGAAGAAGGAAGGAGUGAGCCGAGCCGAGCACCCCACAUCUGGAGGGGACAGCCAGCCGUGGGCCCCGCCCCGGCGUCCGGAGCAGGAGAACUCCGAGCUUCUUGCCCAGGCAGAGAGAGCAGGAGCGGACCGCGCGCCCGGGAUUGAGAGUCCUUGCGCUCCAGACCCCCACCCAGUGGCCGCCAGGGUCCCCGCCUGUCCGGACCCUCGCCGCGCCCAGGCAGGCGCGCCAGGGCGGGGCUGACCUGCCCGCGAAGUUGCGGACAGUGCGUGAGAAACCAGCACCCCCUUCCGCCGCCUCCAGCUUAUGGAAACUGGUCAAAGAACUCAUGCAAGUGGAACUUACAGCUUCCUUGAUCGGACUCAGCAUUCAGAUAUCAAAGCAGACUGCAAUACCUGCGUGGAAAUAGAAGACAGAAAGGUUUCAAGACAACAGAUGAAUUGUGAAAGAGAGCAGCUAAGGGGUAAUCAGGAAGCAGCCGCUGCCCCUGACACAAUGGCUCAGCCUUACGCUUCGGCCCAGUUUGCUCCCCCGCAGAACGGUAUCCCCGCGGAAUACACGGCCCCUCAUCCCCACCCCGCGCCAGAGUACACAGGCCAGACCACGGUUCCCGAGCACACAUUAAACCUGUACCCUCCCGCCCAGACGCACUCCGAGCAGAGCCCGGCGGACACGAGCGCUCAGACCGUCUCUGGCACCGCCACACAGACAGAUGACGCAGCACCGACGGAUGGCCAGCCCCAGACACAACCUUCUGAAAACACGGAAAACAAGUCUCAGCCCAAGCGGCUGCAUGUCUCCAAUAUCCCCUUCAGGUUCCGGGAUCCGGACCUCAGACAAAUGUUUGGUCAAUUUGGUAAAAUCUUAGAUGUUGAAAUUAUUUUUAAUGAGCGAGGCUCAAAGGUAAAUAAUGCCACAGCACGUGUAAUGACAAAUAAAAAGACCGUCAACCCUUAUACAAAUGGCUGGAAAUUGAAUCCAGUUGUGGGUGCAGUCUACAGUCCCGAAUUCUAUGCAGUGCCAGGCUUCCCGUAUCCAGCAGCCACCGCCGCGGCCGCCUACCGAGGGGCGCACCUGCGAGGCCGCGGUCGCACCGUGUACAACACCUUCAGGGCCGCGGCGCCCCCGCCCCCGAUCCCGGCCUACGGCGGUGUUGUUUACCAGGAUGGAUUUUAUGGUGCAGACAUUUAUGGUGGUUAUGCUGCAUACCGCUACGCCCAGCCUACCCCUGCCACUGCCGCUGCCUACAGUGACAGUUACGGACGAGUUUAUGCUGCCGACCCCUACCACCACGCACUUGCUCCAGCCCCCACCUACGGCGUUGGUGCCAUGCCCCAAGGUUCCAGCCCCAGCACAGACUUCAGAGGAGCUAAGCUGCACACUUCCAGGCCUCUGCUGUCAGGCAGCUGAGAAUCUGACUGCCUCUCCUCCCCUAUUACAAUUCAUGUUUAAAGUCAUAGUCGCCCAGGAAAGAAAAUAGAGAGGGGCACACUUUGUGUGUGUACCUAGUACAUAAGAAAGUAGAAGGAAUCAGCUGGGUUUGGGGGUUGCCUUUUGUUUUGGGGCAGGUCUGGGUUUUUGUUUUGGGAGGGGGUGGGGGGAGGGUAAAAAAUGGGAGGUAAGGGUGGGGUGAACUUGCCUGUACUUGUUCAAACUUCUAUGCACUGAAACUCUUGAGUACAGUAAGACGUGCCCAUCACGUGAGAGCAUAUGCAAUCAUUACAAAGCUUUGGCAUGCAGUUUUCUGCUUGGAUCAAGAAUAUCAGUCCUUACCCUAAAAAUGAAUCCCCAUAGGCAUUCAUUUGAAUUGCCAAUACUUUUAGAAAAAGGAAAUCGUUAAGUGCCACCUUGUAGCCAUUAAAACCAUGGCCGGACAGUUCACUGAAGCUCAGUCAUAGAAAUUCAGCCAUGAUUUGGAAGCAUUGUUUUGCACAAGCUUAAUUACAUCAAGCAAUUCAUCUGUACAACUCCACAACUCCCUUCUCAAGAUCAGAUUCCAUACAGCUUACAGAGCCAAGUUAAGUAAGAAGUAGGUUGAGAUUUUCAUCCCAAUUCUGCAUUCAACAACUCUGCUUCAACACCUAGUCCACAUGAGGAAUGUGUUGGAGAGUUGAAUUACAUUCAACAACUGGUCCAAAUUCAACCUCAAGUGCAGAUUAUUCUGUUAUAAAAAAAUGAGACAGUGAAAAUCCUUCCAUUGUCCAGCUUAUAAUAGAGUCCUUUUAGCUAAGAGGACUGGCUGACAGAAUUUGGUUUUGCAGGGAAUUUCUUUAGGAGGAGCUAUUGGGGAAGGUCAGGAAUGGCCCUAUCUUUAGUUCUCCAAGAAUGACCUGGGAUGGGUAGGGGGUGCCUCCAUUUCGGUUGGUUUUGAGUGUCUAUUUUUCACAUUAGUCUUUUUGAUGAUCCACAUGUUGCAAAAGGAAAAUGUAAAAAACACACCCCUCAAAUUGCUUUGUUUCAGAAUGCUUUUGCACCUUUGACUGAUGCCAAGACUAGGAGCCAUGCUGAUGAUGUGGGUCUCGUUCUUUCUUCAUUGCAGGCUAGUAUAUACCGAGGGGGAUACAACCGUUUUGCUCCAUACUAAAUGACAAAACCAUAAAAACCUUCCAAUGUGGGGAGAAAGGAAGCUUUCCGAGGCCUGAGUAUUGCAAUACAUGCAGUAGUACAUCAUUUUAGCAACUCUAAAAAAAAAAAAAAUACAAAUAAAAAGGAAAAAAAAUUACAUUUUUUAUCUUAUACCUCAGAUAUUUUGUUCUGUGUAUUUUAAUAUUGUGGGUCUUUAAUUUCUGAAGGUUCCGUAGUUUGGUUGCUGGCUGUAGGAGUUUUUGUGGUUGAUCUAGACAGAUGCUAGAUAAUGAAUAAAAACUGGUUUAGGGCCAUAUCCAGAGUGCUAUAUUAUGUAAAUGAAUUAUAUAUGCUGAAUAUUAAGCUACUGGGGUUAUCAGCUAUUUGGGAAGAGUGUAAGUGACUACAGUAGUCAUUUUUUUCUGCACCUGCAUUAUUUUAUUUUGCGAAAGGGGAGGUUGGGAGGGGCUUAGGGGAUUGGAACUGGGGUUUGGCUGAAAGAAAAAAAAAAAAAUGUAACUGAUGAAUCUAAACGACCCACUGCACCAACAAUCAUUUAUCAAUGGUUCUAAGUUACUCAUUGCCAGUUCAAGCCAAAGGUCAUGUUGUUAAGGGGGUGCUUCUAGUAGCACUUGUGCAUCUGAGUUGAAUGAAGCUGUGCAAACCCACCCUUUAAACCAUUCCACCCGGCAGUAUUCAGCUUCUUAACCAGUCGCUAUUUAGGAAAAAAAACCCACUAGUUAGGCCAUCAACAAGCAUUCUUUUUAUAUUUCUUCCAGUAUAAUAAAUUAUUGAUAUCACUGCUGACUUUUAUAUUAUGGGAGGGAAAAAAUAACAUUAAUAAAAAGGUGAUAAAAAAGCACUGUUUCUAUUUUUUUCUUUUUUUCCAAAAAAAGAAAGUAAUAAAAACUUAAAUUCUUUGUACCAGUUAAAAAAAAUGUAUAAAAUUUACAUCUGUGCAGUGGAGUUGUUAAGUUCUAGAAACAGUCUAUGAAGCUUUAGUUUUAGCCUAGUAGAACAACUGUUAGAGACAGACGUAUAAUUUUUAUGGAAUUACAUGAUAAUCAUAUUCGGAUUUAUAGAAGCAUUUUACAAGUAUUGCAAUCAUUGAGUAGAGAUAAUCAUGGUAUUUUCAUCAGCUUGGUACUUUUUGAAACGUGACUGCGUUGUGUGAACAAUCUGCAAUUUUUCAGUCCGUGAGAUCCUGCCCUUCCACCUCUUUCCCAUACCCCCAAGGAUUAUCUCAAAAUGAUCUCUUUAGUUCUGUCUCCAAGGCCCAGGACACUUGUCAGAAGGAUGCAAAAAAAGAAAAAAGUACAUCCACCCUCUUAAUCCCAAAAGAACAAAGUCUCCCCACCUUUCUCGGAUGCAGGGCCAGAGUGACACAGCCGAAAAAUUGCAGUUUGUCUGUACUUCUGUUUGAACUUUCCACGUUGUCCUGUUUACAAGUUAACUUAAGUUGGGGUAUCCGUCACGGGUCUUCCUGUUUUGUAUUUAAAUAAAAACAACAGCAGCAGGCUGUCCCUGAGUAGUUUUGCUGCCAUAGGUUAAGUCCUCAUGUGUACAGUGCAGGCCCUGUGGCCCGCACUUCAGUAAGUUAUCAACUCUCACCGCUGUGAACCUGCCAAUCCGCUGUAACAACUCUGCUUUAAAACAAAACCAAACAAAACUUUAAAAAAAAAUGUGUGAUCCAGCUUUCUCUUGCCAUCCUAUGUGCAUGCCGUAAGAUCAGUUGGAUAUUAAACCAUCAAUAAAGUUUCACAAGAUUUGAAAACAAAGUUUCUGUAGCUUCGAUACCUAAGACAGACGAUAGUGAUCUUGAAAAGAGAAAAGGGGGAGGGGGGAGCUACUUAUCAGCCAAAAGCAUAUAAAGUGUUCUUUUCACCAGACUUCUUUGGGUGGGUGAGGGGAGGGGCAAGAGGGUGUUUUAUAGCAUCACUAAGACAUUCUCAUUCCCCCACCUGGAAAACAGUGUUAUGGCAAUGGGUGCCUGGUUGAUGUUCUUAAAGGAAACGAAUUAUUAAAACACUAUGACAUCCUCCAGAGGGAAGAAAGAGUAGGAGCAGGGGGCUAUGGAGAAUAAAUUUCUCCCAAUUGCCGCCUCAGAUUUCAAAAUCCAGAAUUUGUAUUGUGUUUCGAAUCACAAACAUAGAAUUCUUACUGUGUUGGUUAAAGUAAAAUUCAUUUGCAGUUUUGAUUUUCAUCAAUGAGCUGUACUUUCCCCCAUGACUGUAUGUAGUUUUAAUAAAAUCAUUUAGAGUGAGUGAGUGCCAACCGAUGUUGCAGAAUCUUUUGUCUAGGCACUCCAAGAUGCCAAUAAGUCAUUUUAAAAUGUAUGUCAGAGAUGUAAACAAACAUUUUGGAUUUUUUUUAAACAGUAUUUAUUUGGAAUGUUUUCAUUUAUCUAAAUAACUAUUGCUAUUAUGAAUUAUGGAAAAUUAAUAUUAUGUGUGGCAUAUAGUGACUUCUUAACACACACAUCACGCAAUCUGCAAACCCAGAAAAUGUGUAUAUCUGUCUUUAGAAAUUAGUGUUUAUAUCACUUACAGUGGUUUGUGAAUAAAGAAAACUGGUUUGUAAUAUCAAAAAAAUAAAAGCUUAGUCUGAAAAGGUA
Molecule: messenger RNA, 5748 nt
Organism: Homo sapiens (human)
Lineage: Eukaryota; Metazoa; Chordata; Mammalia; Primates; Hominidae
Gene: RBFOX1
Product: RNA binding fox-1 homolog 1
Exons: 14
Coding region: 876-1979 (367 amino acids)
Biological process (GO): regulation of RNA splicing; nervous system development; regulation of alternative mRNA splicing, via spliceosome
Cellular component (GO): nucleus; cytoplasm
Molecular function (GO): nucleic acid binding; RNA binding
Source: RefSeq, marked reviewed